AUGCCCAAAUCCAAGCCAGUGCGCUCAUUCGAUUUGGCUGCCGAUUCUCUGUUGGCCUAUUCAUCAUCCGCAAUGGCGACAUGGCUAAACGACAGAGGACUACAGUUCUCAGCCUGUAAAAUCCUACUCGAUCACGAAGUUGACGGUCUCGCCUUUUUCAUGUUCAAUGAGAAUGACCUGAAAGAGCUGGAAUUCACCAAAGUUGGUCUUCGCAAGCGACUCCUCUGUUUGGCCUCUUUGUGGAGGCAAGCUGUGUUCAAUAACUCGGAAAAAUCCAUCCCGUCCCUGGAAUUUGCUUCUUCCAUUGAGUCGCCACUCAGUAAACUUCGUUGUCAUGAUGAGGUUUCAAUUACUCCUUCAUGCUCCUCACUACUUGUUUCCGCUAACAAGGCGAAGGGACAACCAGAAAAGGCCUCCCUCCAUACGCUCUUCAAAUGCAGACCUACCAAUGAAGCCAAAGUCGAGUCCUACACAAAACAUUGGAAAGUUUUAGCCAGUGGACUAUAUGCUUUCCUUGUGUUCGGGCUCUCCUCUUUUGCUAUGGUGCUAGCCCACGAACGCCUUCCAGAUAUUUCUAAGUAUCCUCCUCUGCCUGACAUACUCCUAGACAAUCUUCCACAUAUACCCUGGGCGUUCAAGGCGGCUGAAGUUGUUUGUAUUCUCCUUCUUAGCACCUGGGUCGUUAUACUCGUGUUUCAC
Molecule: messenger RNA, 699 nt
Organism: Protopolystoma xenopodis
Lineage: Eukaryota; Metazoa; Platyhelminthes; Monogenea; Polystomatidea; Polystomatidae
Source: the annotation of a GenBank genome assembly